AUGCCUCAAUCAGUCAUUCUGGUCACUGGCGGAACAGGCCUUGUUGGCAGCGCCAUCAGGCACAUCAUAGAGACCGAGCCUGCAGGCUCGCGAUUUGGCAAGAAGCCCGGCGAGGAAUGGGUGUUCGUGAGCUCGAGCGAGGGUGACCUAAGGGAUCCGGAGCAGACAAAGAAGUUGUUCGAGAAGUACAAGCCUACGCAUGUCAUCCAUCUUGCGGCGCUGGUUGGAGGGUUGUUCAAGAACAUGAAGUAUAAACUCACCUUCCUUCGCGAUAACAUCCUCAUCAACGACAACGUCCUCCAUACAUCUCACACCACCGGCGUGACGAAGGUCAUAUCCUGCCUCUCGACAUGUGUAUUCCCAGACAAGGUCGCCUACCCCCUCGAUGAGACCAAGAUCCAUCUCGGCCUCCCUCACGAGAGCAACUUCGGCUAUGCUCACGCGAAGCGUAUGGUGGAUGUGCAGAACCACGCGUACAAGGACCAGUUCGGAGACAACUUCACGAGCGCGAUCCCCACGAACGUCUUCGGGCCGGACGAUAAUUUUGACUUGGAAGGCUCGCACGUCAUUCCUGGGCUGAUCCACAAGUGCUACCUCGCGAAGAAAAACGGCACACCGUUCGUCGUGAUGGGUACGGGAAAGCCCCUGCGGCAGUUCAUCUAUUCGUACGACCUCGCGAAGCUGUUCAUAUGGCAGCUCCGGGAGUACGAUGACGUCGAGCCCGUUAUCCUCUCCGUCGGCGAGGAUGAGGAAGUGUCGAUCAAACAGGUCGCGGACGCAAUCGUGAAGGCGAUAGACUUCCAGGGCGAGUACACGUUCGACGCGACCAAGGCAGACGGGCAGUUCCGCAAGCCGGCGUCGAACAAGAGGCUUCUCAGUCUGAUGGGUGGCUUCGAAUUCACGCCAUUUGAAAAGGCAUUGGACGACACCGUCAAGUGGUUCCUCACGAAUUACGAUAACGCAAGGACGGGUCUGAAUGACCGACCGACCGGGCACUGA
Molecule: messenger RNA, 999 nt
Organism: Fomitopsis serialis
Lineage: Eukaryota; Fungi; Basidiomycota; Agaricomycetes; Polyporales; Fomitopsidaceae
Exons: 9
Coding region: 1-999 (332 amino acids)
Biological process (GO): nucleotide-sugar biosynthetic process
Molecular function (GO): GDP-L-fucose synthase activity
Source: RefSeq, a predicted model, not a curated record